AUGACGAUUGAAAACGAAUACGAAUCGGACUCGGAGUUCAGUGAAGAUGCCUCUGAAAACGAGGAAGACGUUAAGAUGCGUGCUCUACUUGCAGAAUGGGAUGACAAGGACAUGUCCAAGGAUGACCUCUACGUAGACUCCGAUGAGGAUGAAGAAGAAGAUGACUCAGCAAUUGCCAAGAGAAAAGCGCUUCUAAAGAAUACUCAGGCUACCGAUGAUUCCGAUUCAGACCAGUGCGAAGCGGAGGCUUUCGUUGACGAAAGUUCCGAUUUGGCAGAUGCACGAGCGGCUGAAGACUCCGAAGUUGAAGAAGAAGUAGUUGAAGAAAUCGAAGAAGUUGAAGAAGAUGAGGAGGAAGACGAGGAAGACGAGGAAGACGAGGAAGAGGAGGAAGAGGAGGAGGAAGAAGAAGUAGCAAACGAUUUCGGGGGAAAAGACGGAGAUGGGUCUGAAUGCGAAGAGGAAGGCCAGGAAUCUGUCGUUGAUGACACAAAAAGCGUAGAUACAAUUUCUAUCGGCGAUGACAACGAGAAUGCCAUUGUUGAUCAGCUCAAGAAGAAGCCGAAGAAAAAACGCGAGAAGAAACCUCGGAAGAAGCUCACUGAGUCAGCUGAAGAAGAUACAGAGGAAGACGCAGCUAUGAAAGAGCUUUUGAAAACUUGGGACGCAGAUAUGGGUGUUAAGGAUGAGGAUGACGGUGACGACGACAGCGACGACGAUAGUGAAGCUAGUGAGCGUGAAGUCUUCUUGGAAGAAAAUGUCAUUGACCACAUUGUACUUGCUGCAUCCGAUUUGGAAGACGCCAUUAGCCAAUUUGAAAGAAAGACCGGAAUGAAGCCUGUGAUUGCUGGAACCAUCAAGGGUCUGGGCAUCAAGUGUGCCCGUGUUUCCUUUACCGACGCUACUUAUAUUGAAAUUAUCGCCCCGGACCCGAAAGGACCUGGGCCCAUCGGCGAGCUUAUCAAGAAUAAGAAAAUUGAUGAUCUCACGCCUUUCCACUUUGCUAUCCGAACGAGCCGUGCAGAAGCUCUAAAAGAAGAAGUGACUAAAUGGGGCUACACACCGGAUCACAUUACAAUGUUUGGGGCAAAACCUGACGGUACACCACGGAAAUGGGAGAUGCUCUACCUAUAUGGUCACAAGAUUGGUGGCAUUUGUCCAUUUUUUAUCAACUGGGCGAACUCAGAUCAUCCAUGUGCGACUCUUCCAGUUGUGGGAAAGCUAAAAAAGGUCUACGUUCGGGCACCUGAGAAUGAUCCAAUGCACCAGCUUCUAGCACAUGUUGGCGUCAAGGGACUUGAAAUUGAAGUUGGCAAACCCAAGUUUUCUUGCAAGUUUGCGAGUCCAGAAGGAAGCGUCAAGUUCUCUUCCGACAAAUGCGUUGGGUUCAAAUUCCCAGGGUUUGAAGCAGACGUUGGUUCUAUCCCUGGAGAUAACGGUGAACAAGAUGCUGAAGUUGUCUUCGAAGAUCCCAAGCUUCCCGAGCUGCUUCCAGUGGAGGAUAUAGAAUACGAUGAUAUCCCAGAGGCAGCGUAUUGA
Phaeodactylum tricornutum CCAP 1055/1 is the source of this 1539-nucleotide messenger RNA. RefSeq lists its product with no specific name. The transcript has a single exon. The coding region runs from base 1 to 1539 and encodes 512 amino acids. NCBI's taxonomy places the organism in Eukaryota, Bacillariophyta, Bacillariophyceae, Surirellales, Neidiaceae. The record is from RefSeq and is a predicted model, not a curated record.